UAAUUAUGUCCGAGAGCUUAAAAGUAAAGAGGUUCUUCCUUCUGCUGUCUACUUUGGAAUUCAUCUUCCAUGCAAACGUCUGCAACAUUUAAUUGGAUAAGGUGAGACUUUUUCAUUGGUUAAUUAAAGUAGUACAUCUUUUUAUAAAGCCUCGAGGAUGAGGGUUGACGAGAGUACCACAUCUCGCUCGUCUUUGAAUACCGCCAACUCUCAUCUACGUCUGUGCACUCUCAUCAACUCAUAUAAACUUUGCACUGGUUCAAUUUUCGAUGAGAGCCUGAUGAGAGGUUUUGCUAUGCCACUCUACACUGAACACCUCCUAUAUAUUACAAAUGUUCUGGUUGCAAGAGAAUGGUAAACUCUCAUGCAAACUCUCGUUUCUCAACCCAGACCAACUCUUAUGUAGGUUUAAAAUAUUCAAACAUAGAGUAUAGAUUGAAGGGAUGUUGAUGAUACAAUGGUUAGUGUAUAUGUCUUACAGUUUCACCUCAGUGACAGGGAUAUGAUUCUUAGAAUAUGCAGAGACUAUAUAAUCUUACUAGCUCAGUCGCAUGUGAGAAAAGUGCUUUUUCUUUUUUCCAAACAGAUCAAUCUUGCCAAGAUGUUUGCUAUACUUGGUGUCACAUUGACAAUAUUGUUCUUGAAUGUUGAAGGAAAAGGACCAUUUGACUUGCGCCAAGGUUAGCCCAUGCAGUAAAGGUGGAGUUACACGGGCAACAAAAUUUCUGCAACUUGCAACAAAAUCUGAUUUCAACGCAUGUUAAUUGAAAAUGUUUACACAUAAAUUACAAAGAACAAGGCAAUAUGUGUCGACAUUUUUUACUUAACAUGCGUUGAAAUCAGAUUUUGUUGCAAGUUGCAGCAAUUUUGUUGCUCGUGUAACAGCUCCACCUUAAACAUCACCGAUAAAAAAUUCAAACGAUCUGUGAAACUACCUGGAAAGCACAAGCAGAACUUCGACGUUUCAAGCGAAGUCCCUUAGGUUAAAGGCCAUUUCCCAUUGCAGUCGCUUUGCCCGCGCGGGUGAAGCGACCAAUUUUAAUCACGUGAAAAACCAGUCGUGCGGGCAAGCCAAGAAAGUUGAAUGUGUAGUUCAACUUUCAUUGCGUGUCCGCGAGCAGUCAGGCGGACGAAAAAUGCACAGGUUAGACAACUAGAGGGAAAGUUGAGUAAUGUUCGCUCCGCCCGCGCGGGCAAAGCGACUGCAAUGGAAAUCGGCCUUUAAGGCCCAUUUCCACUCAAGAAAAAUUUCCACGGACAGAAAAUUUUCCGAAAAUAUCAUUGUUAAAAGUUGAAAAUUUUCAACUUCAAAAUGUUUUUCCGACGGAAAAUUUGUGUCGGCCAAUCACAUUUUACAAAAUUUUCUUUCUGCGGAAAAUUUUCCUGAGUGGACAUGGGCCUUUAGGUUAGCACUGGGUGUAGAACUUCCCGACGGGGGGCCUUCGCUCGACUGAAACAUCGAAGACGAAUUUCUGCUCUCAUGCAAUCCUCAAAUUUGACCAUUAUUUGCAGAUCCCAGGUACAGUCCAGCUCCGCUGGAACCAGGCUUGGUCGAAGGUGAUUUUAAGCUGACAGAGAAACAGAAGGUGAAUCAGAAAUUAUACGGAAAUGUGUAUGGUCCAGUGGGCAGAUCAGCGUCAGGACGAGAAAGCGAGAGGUGGCCUGGGGCUAUUAUUCCUUACGUCUUUGACUGCAGUGUAGGUGGGUAUUUAUGAAGGUCUUAAUAUGGGUCAGUUGUCCGCCCAAAUUCAGGCCCAUGGCCGUGCAUAAAUUAAUGAUGCUUUAAGUACUAGAUAAAGCAUGAGCAUCUGAUCUGUAUCUGAUGUACAAACUCGAGCCGAAGGCGAGAGUUUGUAUAUCAGAUACAGAUCGGAUGCGAAUCGUACUUAAAAAUGAACCAUCUUAUGAGUUCAUUGGCGAAGUAAUUUUAAAAGUAAACAUUGUCUAAGCCGAGAAAAUCAAAGCUGAAGUUUAUGUAAAUCAGGACAAAUCUGUAUACAUUGAUUAAACAUUCAUUUCUUUUGUAUUUUCUAGUUCGUGAAUUAUUAAUCAAUUUUUUAAUUUGUGAUGGUUAAAUGCUAUAUUGCUAUAAUACAAUAUAAUGCUAUAUUUGCAACAAUAUAUAAAGCAAAACUUUAUACUGAACUUCAGAUAUCCGAUUUUCUCUUUGGCAUACCAUCUAAAAUCUCUUCACAUUAGCAUUAUUUUACACAUAAAGCACUAAACAUACUUUUUAAGUUUGCCGAUUGAGAAACGUAUCGAAAAAUAAGAAUUUUGAAUGUAGUCAUAACCGCAAGUGUUCAACAUACACUGAAAAAAUCACCUUUUAAUGAAUCAAAUUAUCGAUUGAGUGAUUGGAUAAAUGAUUGAUUAAAUGGUUGUUUGAUUUAUUGAUUUAUCGAUUUAUUGAUUUAUCGAUUUAUCGAUUUAUUGAUUUAUCGAUUUAUUGAUUUAUUGAUUUAGCCAACCUCCCAAGUGCUAUAGAAGCAACAAAGAAAGCAAUUGCGAUCUGGGAGAAGAACACUUGCAUCCGUUUUGUUGAAAGAACAAACGAAAAGAAUUAUCUAGAGUUCUUCAGAUCUGGAGGGUAAGUUUUUUUAUUCAAACAAACUUAGCAAAGAAUUUGUCUCAGUGCAGAGGUUUAAGAACAAUAUCACAUCAGUUUCUUCCCUCGACAGAUGUUGGGCAAGUUUCAUUGGCUACCAGAACAGAAAGACACAGAUCUCAAUCGGUGACGGUUGUGACUAUGAACACGUGAUGGUGCAUGAGCUUGGUCACGUGAUCGGUUUCUGGCAUGAGCAGAGUAGACCUGAUAGAGAUAACUAUAUCGAAAUAGUCUGGGAUAAUGUGAUUGAUUGUAAGUAAUUGACAGUAAGUUUCCAGUGGGUUUACUUAAAUUACACAUGCACCGGCUAAUUACGAAUUCAAUUUUUUUGCCUGUUGAAGCAAGACAAACCUCUGUACAUUUCUCAUCAAAUUUUCAUCCAAGUUGAACAGAAAAUUGAUGGAAUUCUUGGCACCGUAUAUUUUCGUAAUCACUGUUUGAUAGUUUUUCAGUUAUCUGUUAUCCUGUUGACAGACACACGCACAUACAAACACAAAUAAAUCGAGGAGAAACCUUUAACCUAUUUGUGGAGGUAAUAAAUGACCUUUUUUGUCUAGCAAUGAAAUACAACUUUGAUAAGGUGGUAGACGGCGCAGUGGACAGCGUUGGCGAACCGUACGAUUAUGCCAGUAUCAUGCAUUAUCCGUUCAACGCUUUCUCUAAAGACUGGAAUAAAGACACUAUCAUACCUAAGAGACCUUUGAAUGGCAAGAGACCGUACAUCGCUUUGACUCAGUCAGAUGCCAGACAGGCCAACAUCAUGUAUAAAUGUCCUGGUUAGUAUUAUAGCAUCAUCACCAUCAUACCAUUGCCAUCACUACCAUACCAUACCAUACCAUACUAUACCAUAUCAUACCAUCCAUACCAUACCAUACCAUACCAUACCAACGUCAUCACCACCAACGUCAUCACCAUCAUGAUCAUCAUCACCAUUAUCAUCACCAUUAUCAUCACCAUUAUCAUCAUCAACACCUCAUCACCACCAUCAUUACAUCACCACCAUAACGACCAUCAUCACCAUCAUUACCAUUAUUAUCACCAUCAAUGAUAUCAUAAUUCAUAAUCACCACCAUCGCCACUCAAUUUUCGUGCAAAAAACACUGGACCUACAAGGGAUGACUCCUCUUACAGCAGCAUUUAGGAGAACAGUUUAGAACUAAUAAAGCUGUCUAUUAAGAGACUGUUUCGUAAGGUAAAGAGUAUAAAGCGUGUAUUGCAUUAUAUGUUGUAGCUGUUAUCAAAAAGAGGAAUGAGGACUUGCAACGAUUACAAAGAUCGCCAGUUAUUCCAGCAAUGAACGAUGGUAGGCAUUAUUAUAUUUUAAUAGCUCGCUUCAUGGCUCCCUAAUUUCUGCAACCAUGAACCAUUCUCUCUGUAAUCGACACACAGAAGCGAAAAAUGCAACUUUUACAUUACAAUAUGCGCCCGGACAAUGUGUGUAAUUUUUACCGGCAAAGAACUUUGGGAUUGAUUUCUGGUUCUUUCGUUCUGAUUGGUCGAUGCAAUUUUACUUCUGAGGAGUUAACGUACAUCACUGCUUUGACAGGAAUCAUUUUGCGAAAAGGUGUCAUUUAUAUAUUUGAAUUGAGUAAUUUUAAAGUUGGAGAUGUCGUUGAAGCCGUGGAUGAGUUUGGUGUGUGGCCAGGGUAAAGGGGAAAGUUGUUGCCACGGAGGAUGAAAAACACAAAAUCUCCUUUGGAGGCUUUGGCAGCACGUGGCAACACAGGAACACUCACCUUUCAUCUUCGACUUCUGUACGUCCAAAAUGAAAAUAAACUGCCGAUUCCGCGUAAAUAAACUCUUAAAGUUUCCCAGUACUGCAAUCAGUUGUUCUUGAAUGACUUUUAUUGAGGAACACAGUGAUUAACAUUUGAAAAUUAACAGCAAUCGGCGAUCAAAACAAAGCAAGCAAAAAAUAACAGUAUCGCAAUGCAUCUGGCCAUACAGCCCGUAAUCAGUAUGCCCGUUCGCAAGUUGAAAUUUGAAAUUAGAGACGAAUCCAGGCAAUGUCGGGGCUCAUAUUGUCAUGUAGGUCUCUGGCAGGAAUCGAAUCUGCGGCCCUGCGAUUAUGGUACAGCGCUCUGACCAACUAAGGUACAGAGAGAUAGUUGUUGAGCUCCAACCACAAGUUUAUGUAUAUAUAUAUACUAGAGUACUGCCAUGUAUAGGUUAUGGGUAAAAAUCAUGAUUUUUGUGGCAUCUCACUCGAAUGAAUAAUUCGGAAAUUGUCGAUUGGAAAUUGUCGAGUGGAAAUUUAUAUACAUUUAUUAUUCAAAUUCCGGUGCAGCGCUCUAACCAACUGAGAUACAGAGGCCAGUUCCACUAAUAAUGUAACCAGGUUCCCUGCAGGCAGUGGUUUCUGUGCUGAGCUUGGACACGCUCAGCUCAAGCUUAUAGCCCAGAAAUCACUGCUACCAGGGUAAUAAUCAGGACAUCCUGUAUAUAUUAUUACUACUUUUGCCAGACUCGUGUGUGGAUGAUCAAAUACAUUGUCCAGUUUGGGCGAAGGAUGGCGGCUGUGUGACGUCAGCAAACCCUCUGCUGCAGGUGUGCAGGAAAAGUUGCGGCAACUGUGGACCAUGUGUGGACCAACAUCCAACUUGUAAACCUUGGGCUGCUGAUGGUCAUUGUUACAAAAACCCAGGGUACAUGUGGAAACACUGUAAGGUCAGCUGCUUCGUAUGUACACCAGGUACGUCAUGUUACGGGCAUUAUAGAACAAGGAUACGAUAGUGCCUUCUUAACUAAAUAGACCCUUUGCACUGACGUCACAAAUCCUUAGAGUGUCCUCCAGAUGGUCCCUAACAAUAUCUGUUCGGGUACAACAACCACAUACAGCGCAAAAACUAACCAUUUUAAUACAAAAUUAUUAUAAAGUUUUACAAAAUUUGCUUUGUUUACAAAAGUUUUAUUAUGCAUUGAUUGCUAAUUUGUCCUUCAGAUGCAUCGUCACCGGCGCUGUGACGUCAUGUGCAAUGGGUCUAUUGAAACUCAAAUUGGGAAUCAUUGUCUAAUAAUGAAUAUGAAUAUCAAUGCUCAGCAUAAUGUCCGUAUAAUAAUAGCCAUAACGUUUCGUCUUAUACUCAAGACGUCUUGAGUCUUCUUCAGACGGUUGCAGAGGUGAAAACCGUGUAUUGCGCCUAAUUUGAACAUUGAACACUUCACAGUCUCAAAUGACAGAUAAGGACGUAUGAUACAAUAAUUCCUGAGAUUCUUCCAUAAUUGUGUGAAAAAUUGAAAAUGUUCCUUUCCCGAGAUCCCACUGUUUUUCAGAUCUGCAUGCGUUGCCACAAGAGUGACAGGCUAGCGUUGACCAAUGUACCACAAAGGCACAAACCAUCAUCCCGGUAAACUAUUUUCUUUCUUUAAUUUAUCCAGGUCCUUCACCAACAACCCCACCAACACGACCGCCACGUCCUACCACAGAAAAAACAACCAAACCAACACAGCCACCUACAAAACCAACAGAACCGGUGACUACCAGACCCACCGUUAACCCACCGGUAAAACCAAAAUACAGAGGUAAUUAUAAUACACUCACAAAUCUCACAACUUAUCAACAAGAUGCGUUCGCAACAGCCUUGUAGCAAGCUUGUCAACAAGUUGUAACAAUGUUGUCAUUUUAUCAAGUUGCUACAUACACGGUUGUCACUCACAACUUGUUGACAAAUUGUUGAACAAGUCUGUUGAGAUCAAAAACCUUGUAGCAAGUUGUCAACAAGUGUUGCGAACAGUGUUUCGUAUCUGUAAUUAUCUGUCAUGCGUUUUUUUCUCUCAAGGUAUCAAAUGUACAGACAGGGACACUAGGUGUCCUGGAUGGGCUUCAAAGGGACGAUGUGGGACAGAUGCUUGGGUGUAUAAGAAUUGUUUGCUGAGUUGUAAACGAACUGAUCUAUGUGACACAGAACAACCAAGACCAUCAGGUAUGAUCAGUUUAUGCAUUUCUCUUCUCUUUUAUUCUAUAACUAUGCUUCGGUGUUUUUGUUUCAUUUCUUCCUUAAGACCUUAAUUCCCGUCUUCUUUUCCUUCCGUCCUUACAAAUGCUGUCAUUUUUCUUCCCUUGUUUCCUUUUGUUUAUUUAUUUAUUUAUUUAGCUUUGCCCACCAGGGCUGGGUCACCACAACAGCAUGUGCCAAUUACUGCGGGCCCUUUUACCUAACCCACCCUGUCAACUUGUUCUUUUGAGUAUUAUAAUUCCGUGCAGUUGUUUUCGUCUAAAUUUUCAAUACUAAACUAACUUUAUUGUACUGGACAUACAGGGCGCGAAAUAACGGCUGGAGGGUCGGCGGUCAAGGUUACCGGCCAACUCAAUUUUAGAUCGGACAUACCAAAUUUCUGGCCGGUCAAAUUAUUCAGCUUAAUGCAAAUCCUAGUAAAGUAUACCCCUAAAAAUGUGACCAUUUUCCCAGUAUAGCAGUACAAAAUGCCUUACUGUAAUCAGUAAUUAAAAAUUCCUUCACAUAAAACGGCUUGUACUGGGCUAAAAGCAUGGUCUUAGCUCUUAAGCCAAAGGCAUGGCCAUGGCCCAUGGGCUUUGUGACGUACUGCGUGCGAAAUCUGGUGUAUAUUGAAGUUGUUUUCCUGCAAAAUAUUCGACAACAUGCAUGUUAUGGUUCUUAAUUAUAAUACUGUACUUGACCACUUUAUUUUGAUCAUUAUUAUAAAAUGAAGAUUAGUUUGUUCUUUUACCGAAAGUGACCGGUCAAAAUGACCGGCAAGGUAAGAAUUUGACCCGACAACUCCGCAUUCUGGCCGGACAUUGUCCGUUGACCGGCCGUUAUUUCGCGCCUUGUGGACAUAGCUCUAUCAAUUCUAUACUGUUUUCCCUAGAUUCAUAAGUCAUUUUCUCUUUUUUUCACUUCCUCCAUCAGUUGUUUCUCAUUUUAAUUUUUGUUGUUAGGCUCGUGUUCACAACCGUUUGGUUUGGGUUGGGACAGAACUCUUCUGGACAGCGCCUUCCAAGCUUCUUCGUCGUUCCAGCCAGGUAAUAUAUCAGGAUGGCACAGAAUUGCCGCAAUAUUGAUUGUGGAUUGCUUCUAACAAACUAAAAUGAUUUCCGACUGAUCACUCUAAAGGCCGGUUUGCACUUGCAAAUUUUGCUGGGAAUUUUAGUGCAUUUUUCUUCUUUUUCUUCAACACGAAAAAAGUUCCACAAUAUUGCACCAAGUAGCUAGGUAACAAGGCGUUGACAUUAAUUUGUCAACAAGCUGGGCACAAGCAAUGUGAAUACAUCCUGAUGAUAAGUUGUAAUCAAUAACAUAUCAAUUGAUAAACAAAUUAUUGAAGGAAAAGGAUAACAGAUCUUAAAUACACUUUAUCUAACUAGUACUGUCUUUUGGUCUUAACAAAAUAUUAUAAUGAUUUUUUUUUAUAAAUUUUUGAGUUUUUAUACUAAUUUUUACAGUUUACACGUUUACGAACAACAAGUAAUGUCAAAGGAGCGACACUUUGUACACAAAGAUUUCCAAGUUCUUGGUCGAUCGACAUCGAAAUCUAAGCUCAAUUUCUCAUAGUAGUAGUAGUAUAGUUUAUUUUUGAGCGACGAGAAGGUUAGGGAUGAUUUGAUAGUUGAUGGUAGGUUGUUCCACAUUAGAACCACUCUGCCGAAAUAAAAGUUUCUGAAGAAGAAUGUUCUGCAUAAGUCAGGUCGGAGAGCCGGUUGGCUGAGCUAAUUAAGGGGAGUCUGGUGAUGAGGUGGUUGAACAACAUAGUUAAAAUCUGCUGCAGGUUUGUUGCAAGUUGUGCGUUAUUAAUGAGUUAUGAAUGCUCUGGUAGCUUCUGAUCUUCUCGUUCACAUCAGAAGAGGAAAAUUGCACCUAAAAUUGCAUAAAAAAUUGCAAGGAUAAACGUACCUUUACAUGGUGUAUCUUACUUAGGUGCUAGUUGGACAGCCAGUGCGAGCAAUGCAAGACUUUACAUGAGAGACGACCAUGAUAACAAACGUAUUGGCUGCUGGUGUGCCGCCUAUGGUCAAACAGAAAACCAAUGGUUGCAAGUCGAUCUGGGUCAAGUGAAAUACGUAUCUGCAGUCGCUACACAAGGUAUGUGAUGAAUUUGUAAACUAAACUAAAUCUAGUGUGUUAUUGUCGAUUUCAGGUAACUUUUCAACACGCUGUUCCCAAGUUCGUUGCAAACUUGCCAAUUACGUUGUCAAGUUCGGAAGUUGGGCGUGAACUUCGCAAUGAAGUUUGCAAGUUCAUUUCAAAGUUCGAACUUUGAUUGCAAACAAAUGUUCAUAGUUGGAGUUGAAAUUACUGUAUAAGGCCCUAUGCACAUAUUACUGCAGUAAAAUAUUGGUCCAGUGGUCUCCCAAGACGAAAAAUGCUUUUUAAAAUAAAUUUAUAAAUGAAAUUUUUACAUUUGUUUACAAUCGAAGUUCGAACUUUAAAAUGAACUUGCGAACUUCGUUGCGAAGUUCCCGCCCAACUUCCGAAUUUGGAAACGUAGAAACGUAUUAAAUUGGCAAGUUGACAACAAACUUGGGAACAGCGCUUUGAGUAAUAUCAUGAAAUCGACUACAAGGGCACAUGUUGUUCAGACACAAACUGCGACAGGUUAUUGUGAUGUAAUACUUACAAUUUCAAAUUUAAUCACUCAAGGACGCGAUCGAUAUUUUGAACAUGUCGAGACGUACGAGUUAUCUUUCAGUCAAGAUGGUUCAGUGUUCAAAAACUACAAAGAGAAUGGCUCAGUGAAGGUUAGGUUUUGGUAUUUAUAAAACUGCAAAGAAUUCCUGUAUGGGUGGUUCUCUAAACGGUUAGGAUAAGGGUUAGGUAAGGGUAGAUUAGUUGUUGUGUAAUGUCGGCUGAUGUUUAGGCCCAGCCAGGGGGAAGGGGGUUACCAGAAUACCAGCAUACCUAAAAUUUCAGACUAAGUAGACUGUCUGCCUGAGUACUUUUAAGUACGUUUCCAUUGAUUUUCUACUCUUAUUUUCUCAAACAGUUAUUCACUGGCAACUGUGAUCACGUGACACCAGUCAUCAACAAGUUGGCACAACCCGUCCGUGCCCGGUUUGUCAGAUUCCAUCCGAAACAGCAUUACGCCGGGAUGUGCAUGAGAACUGAGGUGUAUGGAUGUAAUGUCUAAAUGAUAAACAGAAUGAUUUAAUAAAAAAAAGCAGUUAUUAAAUUGUUGUAAAAAG
Molecule: messenger RNA, 9746 nt
Organism: Paramuricea clavata
Lineage: Eukaryota; Metazoa; Cnidaria; Anthozoa; Malacalcyonacea; Plexauridae
Source: the annotation of a GenBank genome assembly